AUGGAAGAAUUCCGCGAAAAUAAUAAUGUGAAAGAAGUUGAAAAAUCUCGCGAUGCUCACUGGAGAUACUGCAGCGAAGGUUACAAGUAUGAGACCGUUAAUAGACCUUCCGGAGAUGUAAAUGGCCGUCGUAGUAUUCAUAGAUAUUCAAAAUCGACAGGUUCCACCUGGAAUUAUAAUAAAACUAACAAUCAAAAGAACCAUACCACGCGGGCAUCAUCAUGGAGUUUUACCAGCGAUCCUGAAUUGAAGAGACAAAGAAGGGUUGUCAAGUAUAAAGCUUAUGCCGUUGAAGGCAAUAUGAAGACUUCUCUAAGGAACAGCUUCCGUUGGAUCAAGAACAAGUAUUGUGCGCUCGUGCAUGGAUACUAG
Molecule: messenger RNA, 372 nt
Organism: Ricinus communis (castor bean)
Lineage: Eukaryota; Viridiplantae; Streptophyta; Magnoliopsida; Malpighiales; Euphorbiaceae
Exons: 1
Coding region: 1-372 (123 amino acids)
Source: RefSeq, a predicted model, not a curated record